AUGGCCGAUCCACUCUUCAACACAGAGCGCCACGUCAAAUACUACCUCCGAUGCCUAAAGACCUUCCUACCGUCCGCCUACACCUCCAAUGACUCCAAUCGCAUGCUCCUUGGCUACCUAACCCUCUCAGGACUGGACGUCCUCGGUGUCCUGCAAAGCAAAACCACACCGGAAGAGCGACAAGGAUACAUCGACUGGCUCUACCACUGCCAAGUGCCAACGGGCGGUUUCCGCGGGUUCCCAGGCACUGAUUUCGGACCGGACAAGCGAAACAAAGACAAUGAAGCAUGGGACCCUGCAAACGUCCCCGCGACGUUCUUUGCGCUGGUCAACUUGCUCAUUCUGGGGGAUGACCUGUCGCGUGUCAAGCGCCGGGAGUGUCUCGAGUGGCUUCCCAAGGUGCAGCGCGCGGACGGAAGCUUUGGGGAGCUUGUUGGUCCUGAUAGGGGUGUAGGGGGAGCUCGCGAUUUGAGAUAUUGCUGCUGCGCGACUGGAGUGCGGUAUAUCUUGCGUGGACGAAUUGGAGCUGGGCUUGAGGAUGUGCCGGAUAUUGAUGUGCCGGGGUUGGUCUCUUUUAUUGAGGCGUGUCAGACGUACGACGGUGGCAUGGCCGAGUCUCCUUUCUGCGAAUCGCAUAGUGGACAUACAUAUUGCGCAAUUGGGUCGUUGGACUUCUUAAGCCGCACAUCUCCUGAUCUUAAAUCAGUACCGCUACUAUCAGCCGGGUCUGACAAGUUUGAGUCUUUGAUUGCAUGGCUGGCCUCAAGGCAGACGGUCCAACUGGAAGAUGAGAAUGAAGAUGACUCCGAGAAUGAAGUAUCCAAGGCCACCGAGGGAGGAUCUCUCGACGAUAGAGUCCAAGGGCUGCCCAAUGUCGAACCACUGGAGGCCGACACAAUAUCAUGCGCCGGAUUCAACGGCCGAUGCAAUAAAUUUGCCGACACCUGUUAUUCAUUUUGGAAUGGAGCGACACUGAUGAUGCUGGAUCAUUAUUCUGUGAUUGACGAAGUUCGCAACCGUCGAUACUUGCUCGAAAAGACCCAGCAUCUCGUUGGUGGAUUUGGAAAGGGGCCCGGGGAUCCUCCAGAUCUGCUUCACUCAUACUUUGGCAUGGUUUCCCUGGCUUUCCAGGGCGAAGCAGGCCUCAACCCCGUCGAUCCCACAAUGGGCGCCAGUGAGGAUGCACAGCUCCGCAGCUCUCCCGCUCUUUGCGGCUUUGCGGAGGAGCGUUGCGCGGAGUCCAUGAACGUGUGGCUAACUGUCGGAUCUCAACUACAGCUUGCAAGCUCCUACAAUGAACUCCUCGAGGAGUUCUCGUCCAAGGAUCUCCGGAGUGUAGGCAACUAUACACUGGGGAGACUCAUUGGAAAGGGGUCCUUUGGCAAGGUCUAUCUCGCGUCACACAAGCUCACCAAUGGCUCCAAGGUGGUGCUCAAGUCCUCCAGCAAGGAGGACACCAACCUCGUGCGCGAGAUCCAUCAUCAUCGCCAAUUCCUCCAUCCCCAUAUUGCGCGGCUAUACGAAGUGGUGGUGACCGAGAGCCUGGUCUGGCUCGUGCUUGAAUAUUGUCCUGGUGACGAACUCUAUAAUUACCUCCUUCGCCACGGCCCGUUACCGGUAGAGAAAGUGAAGCGGAUCUUCACGCAGUUGGUGGGAGCCGUUGCGUAUGUCCACAGCAAGUCCUGUGUUCAUCGUGAUCUCAAGUUGGAGAACAUCCUUUUGGACAAGCAAGAAAAUGUGAAGCUCUGUGAUUUUGGAUUUACGCGCGAAUACGAAGGAAAGGCCAGCUAUUUGCAGACCUUUUGUGGAACGAUAUGCUACAGCGCACCCGAGAUGCUCAAGGGAGAGAAAUAUGCUGGCGAGAAGGUGGAUGUUUGGAGCUUGGGAAUCAUCCUCUAUGCGCUGCUUGCUGGCGAGCUACCAUACGAUGAUGAUGACGACCAAGUCACAAAAGGGCGGAUUUUGGCAGAGGAGCCCACUUACAAUGACAAGUUUCCAGAUGAUGCCAAGGCAUUGAUCAACCUGCUCCUAUCAAAACGGCCAUUGAUUCGGCCAAGUCUAGACGAGAUACUUGCGCAUCCUUUUCUCUCGGAACAUGCCCCUGAACAGCUUGCCAUUUUGAAAAUUCCAAGGCCUUCACCAUUCACCACGCCGCUGGAGAAGACCACCUUGCAGCGGAUGAAGAGUGCCGGUGUCAACAUCGACGAAGUUAUUGAGAAUGUUCUGGCUCAGCGGUGUGACCCACUUGCUGGAUGGUGGGCGCUACUGAUUGAAAAAGAGCAGCGCAAGGAACGAAAGAGGGAACGCAAGCGUCGCGAGCGGGAGGUUGAGGCUAAGAAUCUGCGUCGUCUUAGCGCUGCUAGCAGUCGUCUGGAGAAGCGGUCAUCGGCUUUGAUGGACGUCGAAGAGGAAGGUCAGGCAAAUUUGGGAUUGCGUGAACGUGGAAGACGGGACAGACGAAGCUUACCAUCGCAACUGGCAGUUCCGGAACUUCCUGCGCUUCCUGAACCGCUGCCGGUGUUUCCACCCGAGGCGACUACACCACCGUUGCCCAUUGAUAAAGAUUCCAUACGAUCCCACGGCUCGUCACGACGCCGCCCAGUUCCCCCGCCCAAAGACCGACGUCGAUCGCGGCCCAGCAUGCUGCAUGUUAGUGCAUCGCAACCGGAGUUGACACAGCACCAUGGUAUCUUCCGACGUCGUACCAGCCGCCGCCAUCAGUAUCCAAUUCUCAGCCAGCUGGCCUCUCUUAAGCACUGGUUUGUGGAAUCAGCAAAAAGAGCACGGUCUCCGCAUGCUAAAUCAAGCAACUCUCGCAAACUGUUUUCUGAAAAGUCGAGUCCGGCGAAAAGUCAGGACACUGGGAAAAAACCGGUGACUUUGUCGUCUCCGGCAACUGAAAUCCCGGGGGAAGAAGUGGUGACACCAACCCAGAUCAAACGAAUCUCCGGUGCCAGCAGUCUCGCUCCCAGCAGUGCUUCAUAUCGCCAGAACCGACACUCCUACCCUCGCCAGCCGCGUCCAUUGAAUACGGGUCACUCCAGUCAUCGCAACUCUCUUUCGCCUUCCCCCAUCACACCACGCGGCUCCUAUAGACGUUCAUCCGCUGGGCUACGAGGACGCAAAUCCACGUCGUCCUCGGUGUCCUCAAUUCGCAGCAUUCACCAUACUCGCGCUCACUCCAAGGCAUCAUCAAUUUCCUCUAAUAGCGUGGAUACAGUAUCAACACCCACUGCCAGAGCCUCUAAAUCACCCCACUCAUCUAUCAAAGUUCUGCCUACCACACCGGGUGCCUCUGCUCGUUUCCCGAGCAAUAUUCGGUUGGUAAGAGGACCCGGUGGAGCACCUCGAGAACUGGCCGAUCACGGUCAAAUGCCCUCAGCGUUUAAUGAGGUCGCACCGUCACCACUAUUGUACUCGCCCUCGUCCAGCCUGGUGUUUGCGCGACGCAAGAGAUCUGCGUUCAAGGGCCCUAUGAUCCACACAAGUAACUUGAUGGGCGGUGGAAUGGCCAAUUCACCCGUUCCCGGCCAGUCAGUAAACCCCAGCGAGCCUAGCAUUACGGCAGGUCGGCCUGUUGCACGCAAGAGCCAAAUCAUCGAAGAAGAGGAAGACGUGGAUAGAAUCGAAGAAGACGUCGAAGAAGUCGAUGGCGAUGGGUUUGUCACUGAUCCUGGCACGCCAGGCGAUGCCGUCAGUCCCUGUGACCAUCUCGAACACGCCACCCCGAGAGUCUCCAUCGACCGGGAGGCUGGAUCUCCCUCGGGUGAAAAAUCGCCGCUUGCCCCUACGUCGGGUCUUGAAAACAGUCCGCGUCGGCCUCCUCGCUCGUCUUCUUUGCAUUCGCCAACCGACGUCGCAGAGGACAAGCUAGGGACAGCCGAGUGA
Penicillium arizonense is the source of this 3888-nucleotide messenger RNA. Its product is annotated as non-specific serine/threonine protein kinase. NCBI's taxonomy places the organism in Eukaryota, Fungi, Ascomycota, Eurotiomycetes, Eurotiales, Aspergillaceae. Gene Ontology annotation, cellular component: CAAX-protein geranylgeranyltransferase complex. Gene Ontology annotation, molecular function: protein kinase activity; ATP binding; protein geranylgeranyltransferase activity. The transcript has 9 exons. The record is from RefSeq and is a predicted model, not a curated record. Bases 1 to 3888 code for a protein of 1295 amino acids. Gene Ontology annotation, biological process: protein phosphorylation; protein geranylgeranylation.